Rhizopus microsporus ATCC 52813 is the source of this 991-nucleotide messenger RNA. RefSeq lists its product as uncharacterized. NCBI's taxonomy places the organism in Eukaryota, Fungi, Mucoromycota, Mucoromycetes, Mucorales, Rhizopodaceae. The transcript is spliced from 3 exons. Gene Ontology annotation, cellular component: mitochondrial small ribosomal subunit. Gene Ontology annotation, molecular function: structural constituent of ribosome. Bases 18 to 818 code for a protein of 266 amino acids. Gene Ontology annotation, biological process: mitochondrial translation. The record is from RefSeq and is a predicted model, not a curated record.
CUUCUUGAUCAUUAACCAUGCAGGCCACUCGAGUGUGUCUUUCACCAUUCUUAAAAAAUAACGCCAUUUUAACAACUGCUUCCAAAAGCAACUUGUGCUGCAGUCAACGAUUCAUUUCCUUUUCAGCUCGCUUAAAUGAAGAAGAAGGAUCAAAGACCCCUGAAGUUGAAACAGCUGAAUCUACUGAAGAAGUAGAACCUGUCAAACUGUCCCGAAGACGACGUAGAUUUCACGAAUGGAUGAAGGAAGUGGGUUAUAAAUUCAGUCGUCCUUCAGAGGGUACAACUAACUAUCUGGCAACCACACCUUUUCCUAAUAACCCUUUAUUCCAACCAAGACCUCCUCUUGCUGAUGCUACUAAACAAGAAAUAUAUGAUCAAUAUGUCUCUGAUCCACAAAAUUGGUCAGUUCGCAAACUGGCAACAAAAUACAAUAUCUCUUUAAAACGUGUAGAAGCCAUUUUGAAGCUCAAGCAAGUUGAAAAGGAUUUAGAAAUGAAUGGAAUCCCCUUACAAAGAAAGUUUGCAAAGGGAAUGGAACAACUCAUGGGCGUAGAUAACCGAACUGAAUUAUUAAAGGAGCCUUUAGUCGAUGUAUUCCCUAAUGUUGGCAAGCCCAAGUUUAAAUCAUUAAAGGAAGACGCUCACUUUGGACCAGAAGAUGCAGCUAAAGUACUUAACCGCAUACCUUUCAAGGAUUUGGAAAACAGAAUGAUUGAGCUUGGACAAGCAGAUUUCAGCUUACCUAAAUCUACAAGUACUAGUCAUGAAUCUACGAAACCCACAAAGAAAUUCGUUAUUGUAGAUACAUCUGCUUAGAAUUUAAAAAUAUUAUGUAAAAAAAGUGUCGUCUUGAUUUCCACACAAUAAAUUAUACAGGUUUUCUUCAAAAGAGGAUAACUGAAAGAUUAUUAUUAAAGUGGUAGUGAGAAUAAUCUAACUAGAAGAUUAAUGAAUAAAAAAUAAUAUAUUAUUCGUUUUAUACUUACCGA